AUGCCGUCCCGUCGAAGAACUCUCUUGAAGGUCAUCAUCCUCGGUGACAGCGGGGUGGGCAAGACUUCAUUGAUGAAUCAAUAUGUAAACAAGAAGUUUAGCAACCAAUACAAGGCGACAAUUGGAGCGGAUUUUUUGACCAAGGAAGUGCAGUUUGAAGAUAGGCUCUUCACUUUACAGAUCUGGGAUACUGCUGGACAGGAAAGAUUUCAAAGCCUAGGUGUUGCCUUCUACCGUGGUGCUGAUUGCUGUGUCCUUGUCUAUGAUGUUAAUUCGAUGAAAUCAUUUGACAAUCUGAAUAAUUGGAGGGAGGAAUUCCUAAUCCAGGCAAGUCCGUCUGAUCCCGAGAACUUCCCAUUUGUUGUUCUUGGAAACAAGAUUGAUGUUGAUGGUGGAAACAGCAGAGUAGUUUCAGAGAAAAAGGCUCGAGCAUGGUGCGCAUCAAAAGGAAAUAUCCCAUACUUUGAGACCUCUGCCAAGGAAGGCAUUAAUGUAGAGGAAGCUUUUCAGGUCAUAGCCAAGGAUGCCUUGAAGAGUGGGGAAGAGGAGGAAAUAUACUUGCCGGACACGAUCGAUGUUGGAAGCAGCAGUCAGCCUAGGUCCAGUGGAUGUGAAUGCUAA
Molecule: messenger RNA, 621 nt
Organism: Linum trigynum
Lineage: Eukaryota; Viridiplantae; Streptophyta; Magnoliopsida; Malpighiales; Linaceae
Source: the annotation of a GenBank genome assembly